AUGUUUCUUGAGAUUUGUAUUGAUAAUUUUGAAUCAGCAAUAAAUGCGGUGAAUGGAGGAUGUGAUAGAUUGGAAGUUUGCAGUUCACUUCAACUCGGAGGCCUAACACCAUCUGUUGGUACGUUUAGGGAGGUCUCACUUCGAAUAAUCAACUGAAAAUUUCCAGGAUUCGUUUCAUGUCUGACUCUCAAAGUUCCCGAAACUCCACUUUAUUGUAUGAUUCGACCAAGAGCUGGCAAUUUUGUGUAUUCGGAAGAUGAAAUGGAGGCGAAUUUGGAGGAUGUUGAAUGGUUGAAGAAAGCCGGAGCUGCCGGAUUUGUUUUUGGCGCUUUGACAGAGUGGGUUUUAUUUAGAAAGAAUUUGGAAUAACAACGACACAAGCAUAAAUAAAAAAACGUGAACGUGUGACGUGUAAAAUCCUCAUUUUUCAUUUUCUCUUAAUCCCAUCAUUUCAGCAGCGGAGAACUCGAUCGAUCAGCGUGUCAAUCAAUAAUCGAUGCAGCUAAACCACUUCCAGUCACAUUAAAUCGAGCAAUCGAUGUUGCCAGUGAUUGGAGAAACACAUUGGAAGAUGCAAUUCAGAUUGGAUUCAAAGCGGUGUUGACAAGGUAAUUUUGGAAUUUUCAAGAAAAAUUCUAGAAGGAAUAUUUUUCAGUGGACAAGAACCGACAGCUCUUGAUGGUGUUAGUGUUAUUCAACAAAUGAAUGAAAUUGCUGGAGAUCGGAUUGAUAUUCUUGUUGGUGAGUUCUUUUUUUAUUGUUUAAAGAUUCUGAGCCCAAGCUCAAAACCUAAAACUUGGUGCCCAGUAUCUUAGAAAACCUCAAAAAACAUUCUAAAUUUCCAGGAUGUGGUGUGAACAGUUCGAAUGUGGCGAAUUUGAUUGAAUGGACGAAAUGUAAAAUGUAUCAUGCUUCAGCUUCGAUUAUCAAGGAUAAAAAGGUUGGUUUAAUUCAGAGGCUAAAAGCCCGUCUUGGUUUUUGUCUAUCAUUUUUUCUCCGACUCUAACAAAAAAUCAAAUCAUCAUGAUUUUUUGUAAAGGUGUUAUAAUCACAUGAGACUAUGUGUUUCUGGUAAUUAAUUCAAUUUUCGCUGAUAAGAUAAAGAAAAUGUGUCGUAAAAGCUUGGCUGCAGAAUCUAUUUCGGAGAAUAUAGUUGAGACUUUGUACUGCUGCCAAAAUCACUUGAUUUUUUGAGGAGAAAAUACUGCUUUUUCAAUAUAGAUUGAGAUUACUGUGGCCGGUGGAUCAUAUCAAAUUUAGGCGCUUAAGUAUGUCUCUGAGAUUACUGUAACUACUGUUUUGAAAUCUGGAUCUUGAAAAUUAAUUUUUAUUUGUUUCGGCAUUUUUUCAAAUAAAAAAAAUCUGAAAAAAUUCAGCUCAUUGUAAGAUUUUUCAAGCAAGAUAAAAUUCUACUGAAAGUUAAGAGUUUUAGAACACAUGCGAAUUGUGACAUUUUCGAAAUAGAUUUUUAAUUUUCUAAAAUUCAGAAUUAUCUGAUAUCUUUAAUUCGAAAAUUUUUAUAAAAUUAAUUUUGGCGAAGAAAUAUCUAAACUUUUUGUUUUUUCUGAGCCCCGAAAACCUCAUAUUUCAUCAUUUUCUGAACUUGUUUACAAUAAUUUUUGACCCAAAAAUUAUUUGUUUAUUUAUUUAUUUUCCAUCACAACUUCUCUUUUUUUUUCUUGUUUGACCACGUGGGGGCGUGUCAUUUUCUUCUCUCAUAUUUUUCUUAUCUAAUUGGUUUUUCUUGUCAUAUUUUUAUCAUUAUUAUUUUUUUUGCAGACCAACAGUGUUCCAAUGGGAAAAAGUGAUAAUCAACCAUUGCGAAUUACAUCAGUUGACGAAGUUCGACUUCUCAAGACUAAUAUGGUCCCGUAA
Caenorhabditis angaria is the source of this 1875-nucleotide messenger RNA. The record is from the annotation of a GenBank genome assembly. Lineage: Eukaryota; Metazoa; Nematoda; Chromadorea; Rhabditida; Rhabditidae.